Bombus pyrosoma is the source of this 18677-nucleotide messenger RNA. It is a transcript of the gene dati, whose product is annotated as zinc finger protein 853-like. Gene Ontology annotation, biological process: regulation of transcription by RNA polymerase II. Gene Ontology annotation, cellular component: nucleus. Gene Ontology annotation, molecular function: RNA polymerase II cis-regulatory region sequence-specific DNA binding; DNA-binding transcription factor activity, RNA polymerase II-specific. Lineage: Eukaryota; Metazoa; Arthropoda; Insecta; Hymenoptera; Apidae. The coding region runs from base 2438 to 5512 and encodes 1024 amino acids. The record is from RefSeq and is a predicted model, not a curated record. The transcript is spliced from 13 exons.
GUGGAUUAAGAAGAAUAAUAUUAAGAAGAAGAAGAAGAAGGAGGAGGAGGAGGAGGAGGAGGAGGAGGAGAAGAAGAAGAGAAAGCAGAAAGAGAAGAAGAAGAAGAAAGAGAAGAUCCGGGAUAAGGAUAGAUUUGGAAGAGGGUGAAGGAAUCAAGCGAAAGCAAGAAGUCGGCAGAGCAAGGACGAAGGAAAGGAAGCAAGAAGAGAAGAAGCUCGUUAGAGAGAACCUCGCGCCGCAUACAUAUAUAUUUCAGUGUGUUCAAAAAACGAGUGUACCUAAGUGCAAUAUUAUUAAAGCUAAACGAUAAUAAGAAGCAACCACAACUACCAUCGACGAUAUCGGUAACGACGAGCGGUUAAUCGAUAAUCGAAUAGAAUUCCUUUUAAAGAGUUAAAAACCCUAGAGUCGCAUUUCGAGGAGGAGUCGUGUGAACAGACGCGAAACAAACAGGACGAAGGAUCGUAUAGGAGAGGACGCGGGCACCGCUGAAGCUGUAAACGAAAGGAGAAACGGCGAUCGGUAGCGGCGGAUGCCAGCCACAGCGUCUUCGACACACGCUGUGCAGACGGAGUGACCGAAAUCCCGACAGAGGAGAACUGCCGUCCCGGUUCAAAGAAAUCACACUACGUAUCACACACGGCCGACGCGCCAGUCCCUUUUCCUUCGGCUUUCGACGAAAGGGCUUGCACGUUCGCACACACGCACACACACGCACAUCGACAUAACGGGGCUACUAACUACUCAGGGCAAAGCGGGACGAGCAGUAUCAUCCGCCAAGUGUGAUUUCUCACCCGGCAGCACAGACUGCACUACGACACAUACUUCGACCAACAACAGAGAGUCUCGCGUCUGCACGGACUGUCCUUCUCGUUCACACCGUCCGGGCUGGGCAAUCCUGAAUUUUAACCUGAACUUAAGUGUAUGAUAGACUUUAAGUUAGAUAGAACAAAGAAAUAGGCUGUUCUCCGCUGACGGAGGACGUCCAUUCGCGCGCGCAUCGAUUCAUCAGGCACACACACGCGCGCGCUCACACAUACACACACGCACGCACGCACAUACACACACAAACACACAUACUCGCGCGCGCACGCACGCACACUCACACGCACACACGCGCGCGCACGCAAUAAAACGGGCGCGCGCGCGCACACGGGUAGAAGAAACACGUACGUAUCAGAACGUUAAUGCACGUUAGUGGAAGGAGGAUCUGAGGAAGAAGAAGAAGAAGAAGAAGAAGAAGAAGAAGCAGAAGAAGAAGGAGAAGAAGAAGGAGCUGCUAGAAUCACCGAACUGCGGAGACGCUUGUACACGAUCAGCGAGAGAUAUAAAGAGCUAUCGGUAUCAAUAUCGGUGAUCGAGUUACGGGAGGCGGGUUUCGAAAGAUCGAGAAAAGUGGAAGGGCCAUCGAUCGUAGAGAGAACAACGGAUCGGUGGUGCUUGCGAAUAAGACGAAGAAGACCGGAGAGGAGCCAACGACGAGACAAGUGAGGAAAGAGGCCGAGUGGCGCAAGAGGCCGCGGUACCAAGGCAGAGUGAGAAACGGCCGAAGAAGAGGCAAAAAAAAGAGGCAAGAGGUGUAUCGAGGGAAAGAGUUUCAUGAGCCAAGUAGCGGGAGGCAGCAGCAGCAGCAACAGCAGCAGCAGCAGCAGCAGCAGCAGCAGGCCCGGAAAGUCGAAGCAGGUGGCGAGUAAGUGACGUUGCCCGCCGCCCACGUCGAGCGAGGAUCGUUGUCCUUAAGACGAUCCUGGGCUAAGAAGAGCGCGAUACAGCGGAGAGAAAGAUAGGAAGGAACGGCGGCGAGCGCGGAAGUGUGCCGGCCGUCGAGCUGCUUACCGAAAGGGGUGCGAAAAAGCGGGCAAGCUGCGCCGGAAGGGGGUAGCCCGGGCUUCUCGCGAAGGCCUCAAAAUUUCGGACGCGACGGCGGCCCUGGACCUACGUGCCCAGACGCAAACCCAACCCGACUUUGGCUUGGACCACCACCAACAGCAGAAUCACCAUCAACACCAACAGCAGCAGCAACAACAACAACAACAGCACCAGCAGCACCAGCAGCACCAGCAGCACCAGCAGCAGCAACAUCAGCAGCAGCAGGGCCAAAAUCCAGAUUCGCGACCACACCAUCACCUUCAGCAGCAUCAUCAUCAUCAGCAUCAUCCCGGAAAUCAUCUCCACUCUGGCGAUUCGGGGGGUGGGAUAGGAGGUGGAGGAGGUGGCGGUGGAGCCGGUGGAGGUGGCGGUGGCGGAAGUGGUGGCGGUGGAAGUGGCGGUGGUGUUGCUGGUGUUGGUGGAGGAGGGUCGGCCGGGCCCGAGGUUGACAGAUCCGUCAGGAUCCACGACGAGGACGACGAGGAUAUCACCGAGAGGGAGGACGAGGAGGAAGACGAGGAUCCUUGCAGCUCGCCCGAACCGGACCUCGAAAACGAGCCGGAGCCCAUGGAGGUCCAAGCCUCGGCCGUCACAGCGGCGGCCGCGAAUCUUCACGCGCUGCGACAGCAUGUUUUCAAAAUGUCGGACUACUGGCAACAACCGCAACGGGGUCCGCCUCAGCAUUCGCCGGGCAUACAGCACAGCCCUAUCUCCAACUCGACUCAACAGCAAGUGCAACAGAUGCACAGCCCUCUUGGUCAGCAGCAGCAGCAGCAACAACAACAACAGCAGCAGCAGCAGCAGCAACAACAACAACAACAACAACAGAACGUCUCGCAGGUGCAGCAGACCGCUAACGCGGCAUUAGGACAGACCGCCAGUCCGCAACAGCAGAUGCAGCAACAACAACAGCACGCGAUGUCCAUGGGCCAACAAACGGCUCAAGGAGCGCAGCAUCAGUCUUCGCCGGCACCGACGACGCCCUCGCCGCAGGCCGACCAUCAGGGCGCCAUCACGUCCAGCAUGGCCCAGAGUCUUCACAGUCUCGCACAAGCACAACAAAGCCUGUCCCAAGCCUCGAGUCCGUCGUUGGCCGUUCAAGCGGUCCAGGCCGCUCAGGCUCUCAAUCAGAACCUGGGGCAGGCGUUGACUCAAGCCUUGACGCAGAACAUGCAACAGAACCUAGGACAAACUCUGCAGCACAAUCUCGCGCAAAGUCUGACUCCGAGUCUGUCUCCCCAACAACAGCAACAGUUGCUCAAUCAGCCGCAGAACUUAAGCCAGGCCAGCCAGAACCUGCAACAAAAUAUCCAAAGUCAGGCGCAGAAUUUGUCGCAAACGUUGCAGCAACAGGCGCAGAAUUUGACCCAGAACCUCGGCCAGAGCUUGAGUCAACAGGCGCUGCAACAACAGGCAGCGCAAAACCUUACGCAGAAUUUGCAACAACAGGCUCAAAAUUUGACGCAGAACCUGCAACAGCAGGCGCUCAACAUGGCGGGCAGCAUCGCUCAGAACGGAGCCCUCGCCGGGAUGAAUAUGUCGGCCAACCAACAACAGAACUCCCAGAACUCGAUGCUAAGUCCGGGCGCGACCAGCCAAGACUCCCACGAUGCCAGCCUGACUGAAAAGCUUGUCAACGAGCUGCAGUCUCGUGCCUCUGCGGCGGGACUUGGAGGUGCGGGAGGCGCCGGCGGAGGCGGAGGAAUGGGCAACAUCAGCGAACGCACCCUCGAGGAAUGCUGGUCCACCCUGCAACGAUUCUUCUCGCAGAUCUUCAUGCACAAGAGCGCGAUGCAGAUGCACGCGAGGGAGCUCGGCGCGGCGGGUGCACUGACGGGGAGAGCUGGCGGCGGCGUGGCGGGCGGACUGGCAGGCCUGGGUCCGAUCGGCGUCGGGCCGGGCGGCAUGAUCGCCGGCAACGAGGUAAAGCCACACCAGUGCCAGCAAUGCCUCAAGUCAUUCUCCAGCAACCACCAGCUCGUACAGCACAUCAGGGUCCAUACUGGCGAGAAACCGUACAAAUGCAGCUAUUGCGACCGCAGGUUCAAGCAGCUCAGUCAUGUACAGCAACAUACCCGCCUGCAUACGGGUGAACGUCCGUACAAGUGCCAUCUACCGGAUUGCGGGCGGGCAUUCAUUCAAUUAUCGAAUUUGCAGCAACACCUUCGAAAUCACGACGCACAGGUGGAACGGGCGAAGAACCGGCCGUUCCAUUGCAACAUCUGCGGCAAAGGCUUCGCCACAGAAUCCAGCCUUCGUACCCACACGUCGAAGGUCAGUCAUUGUUCCAAGUACCCAUGGCAACGAUUAAAGGAGUUGCAACAGCGUGUUGUGUUCCAGCAACACGCCGCCCUGAUCGGCGGCCCGAACGCAACCAGCUGCCCCGUCUGCCACAAACUCUUCCUCGGUGGCGAAGCUCUCAUGGAGCACAUGAAGCACACCCACAAGGAUCCGAAUGCCUCCGGCGUUGCCAUUCCCUCCGCUGACUGCACAACCUCCGUUGCCGGGGUUUACCUAGCGAAGCGACGGACCGCCAACCACCCGUGUCCAGUGUGCGGAAAACACUACGUCAACGAGGGUAGUCUUAGGAAACACUUGGCCUGCCAUCCUGAGACCAGUCAACUUAGCACAAGCCUCAGGAUGUGGCCGUGCUCGGUGUGCCAAGCCGUCUUCACUCAUGAGAGCGGUUUGUUGAGUCACAUGGAGCACAUGAGGAUGGACCCCAAGCAUCAGUUUGCGGCGCAAUACGUUUUAAGUCGCGCCGCCGCCGAGAGGCGGGAGAGAGAAAUCCUUGCGUCUUCGAGUCUAGGUGCGGGAUUGGGUGUUUUGGGAAGCCAAACAGGCGGACCACAAAAUUUGCAACAACCGCCGAUGUGCCCUUCGCCGUCGGCUCAUUCGGACAGCAGCAGUGGAAACGGAAGAUUAUCGUCGGCCGGUAGUGAACCUGACUUUUGCGCAGGUACCGGUCUGCUCAACAACAACAACAAUAACAACAACAACAAUAUGGCGUCGCCGGGGCCGAGUGGCAACAAGCUGAGCGAGAUGCUACGAGCAGGAAGUCAACCAGGCUCCGCGCAACAAUACCACGACGAGAUGCAGUCGCAACAACAACGUAUGGCAGUGAUGGCCGCCGCUGUGUCAGCGGGUUUACAAAAUUCAGUGUCGCCGAAUCUAUCACCGGUGGACAUGGCGUCCCUGGCGGCGGCAAUGAGGAUGGGAAACAACGGUGACAUGAGCGGUGGUGCGCAAGGAUCAACGGGACCGCAACAACAGGGAGUUCAAGCAACCGGACCAGAACAGACUCUGAGAAUGCACCAGGCGGAAGCCUUACUGCGUUCUCAAGCCGAAGCCGCGCUCAGGCUGGCUGUGUCGCAGGCUGCAGCGGCGGCAGCCAGUUCCGCGGUUGGCGGUGACGUGAGGCAUCAUUUGGGACAGCAUAACGGAGGCAGCACCUCUGGCAUGCCUGGACAUCACACGAACCAGCAGAUGUCUCAACAAGAUACCUUACCGCCUGACCUUGGGGAAGCGCUGCGAUUACAAGAGCAGCGAUUAGAACAGGCCCUGAGGCUUCACGGUGAUCCUCGAGCCCUAAGUUUCACUCUCCAGCAUGUCGUCAAUCAACAGAACAAUCAGCAACCAUGAAAAUUCAGUUACUACUGAGACGAGUGGACCCCUUGGACGUCGGAUCAGACGGGCCUGCAGCAAAUUGAGAGACUCAAUCAGCAACCUCUUCAAGGCGCUGAACGUUCAAUAACUCUCAACGAGCAACAACAGCAAGGUUCGUCUGGCAUCGGUCUUCAGCAGCAACAACAACAUCAGCAGCAGCAGCAACAGCAACAUCAUCAGCAGCAGCAGCAGCAGCAUCACCACCACCACCACCACCAGCAGCAGCAGCAGCAGCAUCACCACCAUCAAUCGCAGCAACAGCAACACCAACAACAACAACAACAGCAGCAGCAGCAGCAGCAGCAUCCUGAAGAUCGUGGUAUCAAGAGGAAGGCCGACGAUAUGAUCGGUAACUCUGACAACGUGUAAAGAGAACGACGUACACGGACGAUGAACAGUGCGAACCGUUUAUCGUCUUCUACGUCGAUUCUAACAUAUAAAAGGCGUCCAAGUGAGGUCAUCCGCGAAAUUACUCCUGUCUCAGCAGUAGAAACGAAUUAUUUCAGUAAAUUAACUAAUUAAGAGUCUGAAAAAUGAAGAAUGAUCGUUUUUCAGAUUCUCGAGAAAAAUCCUAUUUUCACUCGGUGAACGCGCGACGAUUGGAAGAGAUCGUCGUGGUCGAGCCAAUCGUGAAACUCCUAUCUUCGAGAGAACGAAGAAGGAGGGCAGGAUAACGGUCAUACGUAUCUAGAAAUCCGUUAGACGGUGCGUGACGAGAACAGCGGUGGCAAUGAUUUUCUAGCGGCACGCGAUUCUUCGCGUGGAUCACGUUGUUCCUACUCGAGUCCUGGAUCUAGAGUUCCUAGAACGACGACGCUCGCCGAACGAGAGGGCCGUCGCUCGUCGGAGGACGGUUCGCCGGUUUUCUCUUUCGAGCGAUAUUGCUUGUUUCGUUGAGUCGCUCUGUCAGAAUUCUCAGGACGCAUUGUUACAACCGCUGUUCCACAUCAGCCCUGAAACGUGCCAUAAUAUAUCGAACGAAACUGCUAACCGACGCGCGCCUUGUCGUCGUCCCUCGAGUCAAGAGGUGACUUCAGGUUGCGCUAGAGUACUAUGGUUUUUUUUAGUACAAGAGCCAAACGUAGACUCGGGCAAGCUGGAUAGGCGACAAGCAAUCGUGCUCGUUGCAGCGGCCGGUCUAGGCUCAACAAACUAAACUAUAUAUAUACAUAUAUACAUACCUAGAAACCAGUUUAAGGUCCCUUAAUCUUAGCUCCCGUAACGUUUAAGCGAGAAACAACGCGUCUGAUAUGUGCGUAAACGCGGCCAGGUGGAUCAGCUAAUCCUCGUACGUUCGUUGGUUAAAUACGCGUACACGUUAUCCCCUUCCCGUUUAUCGGACAAACGCGCAACAAGUUAGAAAAACGGACGGUCUGAUCCGCGAAAUCGUGCGGCGCGACGCGGCACGGCGAGUGGUACUCGCCGUCGCCCGUCGACUACCUUAGUGAUACACGAGUACACAGAGAGAAACGAACACGAAAACUUGUUACACAGAAACACUAAACACCAACACACCUAAUUAUACACGCGAAAUAAAAAUCUACUACACGUAAGAAUAUAAAAAUGCGCGCAACUUGUGCUGAUCGGCAGCACGAAAACUAUUAGCUCGUAAGCGAACAAACAAAAUAUAAUUAUUACAAACAGUUAUAUUAUAUAUAUUAUAUAUACAUACAGAGAGUCUGGAGUGUACGAUGGAAACAAAACGAAAAAAGAAUUCACACGAUGGAAUGGGAUGGGACGGGGGCCCGAGGAACGGGCCCCCCUCCUUUCGAUGUACUACACGUGCACAUUUUCAAAGAAUAAUCGUGAGAGUGUACGGGAGCAUUUUUCGUGAAACGAGCACACCAGAAAAAUGACGAAGAACGAGGUGAAAAUAAGAAAGAUGAAGAUAAAAAAAUGAUGAUGAAGAGAGAGAAAUAAAAAAAACUAAAUGCUAAAUAUUAUAUAUAUUAUAUAUAUAUAUAUAUAAAUAUUAUAAAUAAUAGAUAUAGGGUCUAUGAGACUAGGAUAAAUUAGGCGAAAGAGAAAAUCGAAUGAAUGGGUAGCGCGUGCCCGGGCAGUGGUACACGAUCGAGCCAAGAGCCACGCCGACGAAAGAAUGGAAGGGACGCAGACGAGAAUCGAGAGAGAUGCCAGAAUGCGCACACGCGAGAAAGAUCGGGAGAAAGACGGGAGAAAGACGGGAGAAAGACGGGAGAGAGACGGGAGAAAGACGGGAGAAUGAGGAAAGAGCAAGGGAGCAAGAGAGCACGUGCAAGAUUUCGUGAAUGAACGGCCUUGGAAUUGUCGCGUACGUGCAAGGGCACGCGGUUGAAUGAAAGAGAAGCUGCGCGAAAGAGAAUGCUUCGUGAGCAUCAAGGAGGAGAGAGUGCGAGAAUGAAGCGAAUGAGAGAUUUUAGAGUGGCGUGCUUCAGGUAAUCUGAGGUCCUGUGAUCGUUAUAAGCGAAAUAUUUUUUUAUUUCCGGGUAUAUAUCUGAACGCGUAAAAAUACUUGCGUCGUUUCGAACUUUUACUUGCAAUAUACCGUUACGUUCUCGCAAUACUUAGAAAGAAGAAGAAGGAGAAGCAGAACAGAGGUGGAUCAUUGAAAAAAAGAAAUACGAAGAUGAGGAUGACGAGGGAGAGGAGAAGAAGAAGAAUAUAUAGAAAGUCCGUAGGUUUGACCGUGGAGCGAACUUUAGAGACUCGGGCCAACCCCUAACUCCUAAAUACCUCUUUGUAAUGCCCCAUCAAUUUCGACCCCGAUUCCCCUUUUCCCGACCUUUUAUGAAACUCCCGGACUGUCCGUACUUUCGAUGGGGUUUCUUUCGGCCAGACCAGACGAGAUGAAACGAAACGUUAGACCGUGAAAAACCACACGCGCAUCCAAAAAGAAACGCGUUCCUCUCUUCCAACUCGAAUCUUCGUUUAAAAUGAGAACCGAUGCGGACGGUUAUUCGAAAUUCAACGUGAAAUUUGUUCGACGAGAAAGGGAAAAAAAAAAUAUAUAUAUAUAUAGAGAGAGAGAGAGAGAGAGAGGGUGGGAGAGAGAGAAACGGAAUGAAAAAAAAAAACUAGUGCGAAAAACGAUAAAGAGGUGGUCCAAAAGAAAAUUCUAAACAAAAAUAUCAUCCAAAAGAUAUCGUUCAAACGACGAUUCACCUACGACACGUUCGAUUUCUUCGUUUCUUCGACUGGCAAUCGUGGACUGAAGAGUGCGGAAACGAAUGGUAGCGUGCCGAAUUUUUUCUUCCCCGUGACAUCGUACGUCGACCGCGUUGUUGUUGUUGUUGUUGAUCCCGCCCUUCGGAGAUUCUCGACGAGACUUUCGUUCCGUGACCGGUUCGUACGAAUUUCCCCCGUUCCUCCACUUUUCUACUUUUCAUUCCCAUUAACUCCAUGAUCGCUUCUAUCCUUUGAACGAUUUUCCUAAUUCCGGGUAUCCCGAGGCAAAGAUAAGAACGAACGAGAAGGUAAUUUUCCUGUCCUCGAGCUUGUUAAUUUCGAAAGUGAACCUUCCUAACGACGAAAGAAAGAAAAAAGAAGGAACAGCAAAGAGAGAAUAGAAAUUGCAAAGAUGGAAGAAAAAUUUGGAAGAUCGCGAAAAGGAAAUUCUUCAACUCCGAAUUGUAUCCCAACUACUCCGUUUCUCUUCAGGGGAUCCCCCUUUUUAACCCCUUUGUUCGCCAAUUAUGAAAGUAGCCUAACGUCGUCAUCUUCGUUGAACGUAAAAGACACGCGCCGAGAAGCCGCCGGAUAGCCAGGCUUUUUCACCAUCUGGGUCGAGAGAAGAAAAGAUUGCUAAAAAGAUUCAUCGUCAAAGCUACAUUUAACGAUUGCACUCGCCUCGCGACCGGGAACUCGAAGGAUUUGCCACCGGUUGCGCCAUUCGAGAAACAUGAUCGUCUCGAAAGCUUUGAAAAGCGCGAUCCGAAGCCAACUAUUUCCCCUGUACGAUUCGAAUCUGAUACCGAGAUGGUAGUGCGAAUGGAACAAACGAGCAAAUCAAAAACGAUUACGUACCUGUGUCUUUGGAAUGUGCAAAAAAGAAAAAGAGAAAGAGAAAGAAAAAGAGAAAGAGAAAGAAAAAGAGAAAGAGAAAGGGAAAGGAGGGAAAGGUCACCUCGAGUUCUUGGUAGUGUGCAUGUGGGUCGAUCAUUGAUCGUUCUUAUUACAACAAUUUUUACGUUACAGGGCGUUUUUUCCUCGGAUUAAGUAGUAUGUAAAUACACCUUGAUAUCACAAGCAUAAACUGAGAAUUUACUGGUAAACUUAAAUCAAGUACAUAAUGCGAAAUAGGGUUAGUUUCUAUGUAAAUACCUAAAGCUGGACGAGUGCAUACACCUCGUUCACGCAACCAACGAUAAUCGUUUUUAUCGAACCAAUGCUUCUGUUCGUCAUCGGUGUACGCCUGGUCGUUGGUGAUCGCCCUUGUACAACCCGUUUGCCAAACAAUACCGUCGGCGAAAAUCAACAUGCAGAAGAAGGGGGGGGUUUGAGCAAGAACGUUCUCCAAAAUGGGCGUCGCUGAUCGGGAAAUUUUUUUUUCUCGACACUGAUACACCCACACAGUUACACAUACACGCUCACAUACACACAGCAUUGCGAUGGAUUGUACAGCUACGAUAGGAUAGAUAAGUAAGCCUCAACACAAUUCUUCACACACUCGCACCACCGGCACCGACUAGCCUCCAAAUUAAGACAGGGACCAAACGUUUGGCGAACACAAUUUUUCCGACAAAUUUUCUUAACGAUAUACGUAGGAGAACGCGAACAACACUUUUUUCCAAAGGCAUUCAACGUUUCCGGCGCGAACGAUUCGUUUGUUUCGGCAAAGGUGCGGCGCACCACUAUCGAAAUACAGAUAUCGCGGCAUUCGGUUACAAAGUCAAGUAGAACGAGCGGAUAAAUGUCGGACAUUUCGCGGCCAGAUGAUGGAAAUUCGGAAUUAGGCAAACAUCAGGCGCACGUUCGGUAAUCAUCUGACGAAGCGAAACGCACCGAAAGGAAAAUUAAAACGCGACUUAAAAAUGCCAUUUGGACAUAGACAAACAGGAACGAGAAGAAGAAAUUGAUCGAAAAAUUUAUGCAGCGGAUCACCUUUGCAAAACAAACGAAGAGGUAUAAAAUAAAGAUAAAAAAGACGAUUCUACGGUCCCUCGACAAAACAAGCAAACGGCAAAAAGGAAAAAAAAACAAAAGAAAAAUCAUCAAAAAAAUAAUGGUGCACGAAAAUAGGAGCGGAGGAGAUGAUACGAAGAGAUUUAAAAAAAGCAACAGCAUCACCACUUUUCACCAUCACUAUCGCCAUUAUCAAAAGUAAGAAAAUGUUAACAACAACAACAAUACAUAAAUAAACACAAGCAGCAGAGCACAACGUCGAGAUCCUUCAUGAUGGUAGUCGUGAAAGGAUUCCGAGGCGACAAGCUUUUCACCGGUGCAUCCUGCCGUGCGCCGAGGGUUGCUUUUUCAUUGAACGUGAAACAACGAAAGAAAGAAUGGUAAAAACGUCGAAAGAGGAUAGAAAAGAAAAGAGAGAGAGAGAGAGAGAGAGAGAGAAAAAAAAAAGAAACAGUAAACGAUGCAAAAUCGGUAGAAGAAAAAGGGGCAGCCGACUCAACUCCCCCGCACACAUCACAUCCCCGCGCGAGAAGGAGGAAUUAUUCCCGAGGCGCCGGCCCGUGCCCCGCGAACGUGUACCAUAAUUAUUAAAAAUUAAACAAAACACACAGCAAGUUACAAUAGCUCUAGUAGUGUAUGUUCUGUAAUCGAAGAAUGAUAAGCAAAGAUAACGAAAUAAAAAAAAAAAAUGGCGUGCUCGCCGUCGUAGGCGUGCCGGCAAAAAAAUCACAAAAAAAUAAUUUACAAAUAUAUUGAUUUACAUAUGCCCGUAACUCGUAAGCGGGCCGGUGGCGCAACGCGUCUACCUUUGCCGGAUUUUCAACCAAGCUUACCACUGUCGCUAUUACCACUGUCGCUAUUAUCGAUGUCGCUAUUAUCACUGUAGCUACGCGAUAGGACGUGUCGCGUCGCAACACACACGUACACGCACAGGGACACAGCGAAGAAGAGAGAAGAAAGAAGAUGGAAGAAACGAGUCCGACUCGGCAAAGGCAAAGGCAAAGGAAAAGGAAAAGGAAAAGGAAAAGGAAAAGCAACUAGUCGUCCAAGUGGCCGGCUCUCGACACGCCGCGUCACAAGAACAGCGUUACAGAGCUGUGGCAGAGCGAACGAUGGACGAUGGAAAGUGUGAUUAAUAGAGAGAAGAAAGGAGAAGAAAAUGGCACGACGAGUAGACGAACGAACCGUCAAGUGUUAAACGCGACAGAAGAAGCGGUAAAACGUUGAGGAGAAAACUGGUGAAAUGAAAAUCAACGAGCAGGGGCAAGCACGUGGUCUGCAAAACCAGCCCUUACCCAUAAUCUUAAUCUCUUUCAUGUAAAUUUGCUAAAUGUUUAAAUAAUCUAAAAAAAUGCCAUAGCCCGGAUGCGCUGGUGUAUACUCCCAGUGCAUACACACUCACAAAUACGACUCGACCUCACGAAUCAAACGCAAAAUCCGCGUCGCCAGUUCUUCGAUGGAUGGCACGCGGUAAAAUUGGUAUUCUCGCCAAGGAGCAAACAGUUUACAAUUGCACAAUUGACAGAAUCACAGACAAGCACACGACAAGAUGAAGACAAAACCGAGGCCCGCGUUUCACCGUGACGCGACGUCGGGAAUGAAUCGUCGCGGAGGAUCCGCGAUCUCGGCCAAUACACGAGUAAAAUCAAAGUUGCCCUGGUUCUCGAGCGUGCAACCCCGCGCGCUCACACACAUUCCAUACACAGGUUGUACAAUCGUCCACGUCCGUUGCCGAUAGUACGGCCGACACACUUGCGCCUGGCGCAUGCACCAAUCCAUACACACCUUCUACACGUGUUACACUCUAUACACUCUUUACACUUUGUACACUUGAUUACACACGCUACGGAUAUGUAAAGCCAAUUGAUUUUGUAAAUUGUCGAAAAAAAGCAGCAGACAUUCAAAAAACCAGAACGAUUCGGCCUUUUACGGUACUUUUUCCACGAACGUUAAAAUAUUUCAAACGCAUUGCGGAAACCAAAAGUCAAAAUGUUAGAACGUUUACUACCGAUCCGUUUGAAAAGAUGCACGCGAGGAUCGUCAGCGAUCCGUUCUCGCUUUUCAAGCGGAAAGGAAUCGUUUCGAGCGCAAGUGAACGAGGAUUUACGGUUGAUAUACAAAAAGCAAUUGAUUCAAAAGACAUAUGAAAUAAAAGAAAAAGAAAAAAAAGAUGGAAGAAAAAUCAGCACGAAAACCGAAGCAAAAUUCGCGGCCUUUGGCAUACGUUUGGAUGCAGAACCGAUGAUGAAACGGCGUUUGCGUCUCGUACGCUGACGUCACACCAUGCAUCCCGGAAUUGACGUUAAUAAACCCGGAUGUGACGUGACAUAUCCUUCGUUGAAGAAUGUCAAAGAAAAUCAAAGAACCGAGUGUGGACAGGCUGGUAAUCGAGGCGGGCCACCAUACGAACCGACAAUGUUUGGUAGUAAAGAAGAAACGAUGAAAACCAAUCAACCAACCAACCAACCAACAAACGAACGAACAAAGGUGUAAGAAAACGUGCCAAGAGAUGGACGUUGAACGAAAAAGAUGGCGCGCCUCGAGUAUACUACGGUAUUGGUAUACUAGGUAGAAAAGAAGAGAAACGCCUGUCCCACGUACAGAAACCAGUGUAAUAACCAUCCUAGCAAGUAGCAACGGCAUUAGGAGAGCCGUUGUUCAAAUUCGCGGCUUUACAAGCAAAAACCGUUGAUUUGUUUUCGAUCGGGUUUUAAUUUUUUAAUGAAAUAAUCUCACAACGAAUAUACCACGUACGGUCGCGCGCUAAUCGAUCCAUGCGAGAAGAUGGGGCAAAGACGUAUGUGUAUAUUCGUGGCAGUGUGUAUCGUAAGUGCGCAGCAUAUGAUAAAACCGACAGUCUAGCAGUGCGAGCGCCUCGGCGGCAUUUGCGUUUUCACGCGAUGUCCCUGACCGAGCCUCCGUGAUUAAAAACCGGAAUAAGUUGUUUCAAUGUCCACUAUAUAAAUGAAGAGGCAUAGCUGAUAAGACGGUGGGUUUGCGUUCGCCGUUCGCCGUUCGCCGUUCGCCGUUCGCCGUUCGCCGUUCGCUGUUCGCCGUUCGCCGUUCGCCCUUCUCGAGUCGUUCGUCCCGUUUCGUCCGCGAGAUAAUAUAACAUACUUGUCGGAGCACGAUGCGUUCUUGACGGACGAACUCUAAUCGUGCGAAUAAGAAAUGGAGGCUGCGAUACCAUCCCCCGGAGUUCCAAGUAAAAACCCAAAAUCUCUAGAAUAUUCUUUAACACGAGCUUAAACGUUCUGGCAACGUGGAAAACUUCAUGUUCGAUUUAUUAUGGAAAGGACAAAGUAUAGCGAAAUUUUCUUGUCCAUCGUCUUGAUCAUCUUCAGGCACUUUGACCAACGUAUCGGGACAAAACUAAACGGGACUGUUUCAAAAGGAAAGACGACGAGACAACAACAUUUUCUUACGAAUAUGCUGAGACUCCAGCAGAGUAGUAACGUGCCGCGAAUUUCAUCGAUCGAGACGCCAAUCGGUAAAACAAUCGUCGACGACGAACGUGCGAACCCACCGUGCUGGCUCGUCGUUGCGAUCCGAGGAAGCCUCGACGCUUCUCGGUUUUCACGACGAGUCGAUACUCUUUUCAAAAUAUUCUCCAAAUUUUUGUUCACGAGAAUGUGUUUUCUUUACCCUAACCCCAUUUACAACCCGCCGUAUACGCGUCCGAGGAGAAAAACCGAGUCCAAAGCUUCUUUGCUCGAAUCUAGAAAAUGUUACGAAAACUCGUACUCGACGCUUUCAAGUAUAACAAGUAAUUAGAAACGAUAGGAUAGAACGUAUGUAGGGAAAUUUCGAGGAUAAUAUGGAAAAAAGGUAAAAGUCCGCUUAGUGGGUGCCUUCGUCAGGGUUUUCUGUUACAGUUAAACAGACGUUUCAAGUAUAACUCACAACUAGUAGUACUAUGGUAGAACAGUUAUUACAGUGUACCGCAAUAAACAGUUAACUAAGUAAGUAUACAGGAAGCACAUGGUCUUUUCAGUGUCUACAAUCUUGUCGUACACCACCGCCAAUCGCGUAGUGGAACGACCGGAAAUACCGGAUUCAUUUCGUACGCAAUUUCCUCUGGAAAUCCCUCGGAACAUCCCUCGACAUCCGACACAAAAACGUGAUUCCCCCGCAAACUUUUCGACGUCGAAAACAUUUUUGCAAUUCGAAUGAACGUGCGGUCCAUCCAUAUCGUAACUCGACGAAAUUACAUUCGAAAUUAUCCCGAAGAAGAUACUCCAAUCGGCAAGACGAGGGACCUACGACGUUUUACCCGUUCGACCCGACCGCCGUUCGUUUCCUCAACCCCCGCCGAUUCCUCUCCUCAAAAUCCAAUCAGUAUUUAACAGAAUAAAUAUGCUACUAAGUGUACUAAGUGUUCGUAGUUUAGGCAACGUGUACGUUGUAUGCUCCGAAUAGGUGAGAGAGAAAGAUAACCGAGAGAGCGAAAGCGAGAGCGCGAAAGGGAGACGAUUGUACGGUGGAGUCACACAUAUUUAAACUAACAGAUAAUAAUUAAUUAAUUACAGUACCGUAACCAUUUGUCAAGUCAAGUUAAUUAACAGUUAACCGUAACGCAUACACGCAUAAUUAUUAAUUAAACGUACUCGACUCUAUAUUCUAAGGACAGCAGCGACCGCACACAGCGUCGUCGCAUUUAUUCGAUAAAUCGCGCAGGCACUCACUACGGAAGUGAAUCGAAGGACUGUGGGACUCGGACGCGGAUCGGAAGGUGCUUGAACGAGCGUCGCGACGCGUACAGUAUUAUCAACGAGAAACUGUCGAAAAUCUUUAGAUCUGUGAAACGGCACUCGGAAAAUAUCCUGGAAACAGAGAAACAGAGAAACAGAGAAACAGAGAAACAAUACAGAAAACAUCGGAAUCUUAGUGGCUUGUUGGUCGAAGAAACGCGAAGCUACGGGCGUUCAAGUUUCCCCCGUUUUUCAUUAGUCUUUCAAGUGCAGCGUUCAGUUACUUCACUUAUGACGUUGCUUUCAACACAAUACAAAACACCCCGCCACCCAUCCCUACAGAUCAAACCCAUUCACCGUAUCCUCAACCCACGGGUAAUCCUCUCAGUGCCAACCCCCAGUUUCACGUGUACGCAUUGUUUCAAAUUUGUUCGCCACGUCUCAGUUACGAUUUUCACGCGACGUCAGUCCGUAUACCGCGUUCUCCUCUUCAUUAACUAAAACACGUUCCAUUUCGAGACAAAUUUUCUCACAAAAUUCAAUACAACGAAACGCAAUACUCACCGUGAUUCGUUGCGUUUCGUUGCGAUUCCUUGCGAUUCCUUGCGUUUCGCUGUGUUUCGUUCCGAUUAAAACACGAAAACGUAUUACCCGGGAUGACAAAAGAAAUCUUUACUAAAAACAAAUACUUUAGAGAAAUUAUCGCUUGAUCAGUUCAAGUUCGGAGUAAAUAAAUUUCGGAAAAUGUGAGAAAUACGGCGGCACACGGCUGGCGUCGAUUAUCGAUGAAAAGCAAACGAGUUAAGUUUCAAAUGUCAGACAUUUUACGUACAGUUUGUUAUCAAGUAACACAGCGCAGAUUAUUGUUAAUUUUCGGCGCCCGUUUUCGUCGCGUUUCUAUUCGUCUCCGAUGAGAACAACUUACGGAGAAACCGCGAAGCAAUUGGUGGUAAAACGGCAGUCUAGCACGAUGCGACGAAAAUGUGCGUGCUCGGGUUUAAUGGUAUCGAUUGAGUUUGGUCGAAGUCCCCUUUUGGGCAAAUUAUAUCGACGCACUUCCGGUUCCACCGGCCCGUCCAAAUUCAGACGAUCGGAGAAAGGCACUAAGAGAGAGCCUGCUUUCGUCCGGAUCAUCAAUUCGAAAUUCAAUUCUAGUCAAAAAAGGGUACAAAGCCGUGAACGAGUUGACUCGUUUGGCAAAAAAGAUCGGUACUUAUUUAUCGCGAGUUGUUCGAGCGCGAGGAAAAACCGGGUCGAAUCGAAAUCGAUCGGUACGAGGCUCGUGGAAAAAUGGUACGAAAGAUCGGAGCUCGGAGAAGCUCGGAGAAGCUCGGAGAAGCUCGGAGAACCUCGGCGGCCUGUCGAUCGAAAUUGGCGUAGGGGGGAAAAACAAAUCUUUUCGAUGAAAUUCCGAGGACGAAUUCUGAAAAAGAAAUGGGCCGGUGGGACCGUAUACUGGAAAAAUAUCCGCGUUGUUGACAAAAGCAAGUAGCCUCUUUUCGUUGUAUCAAAAGUCGGCCAAAGUCCGAUCGAUCCUUGUAUAAGCAAAAACGACACACUUUCAAAAUCCUAGAAAAUGGAUGUACGGUGCGAAUGAAUAUUUCGAAAGCUUCGAUGAUAAAAAUUGUUAUUGCUCAUUCGUAUUUUAUUUUCUUUUUUUAUUCUGCAAAAUGCCUGCCCAUCCACGCUUUUCAGCCAGGACACUAGGCGGAUCCUCGUUCGCGUUUUAAAAAUACAUCCAAGUUGUGUCGAUUCUCUCUUUCUCCUUUUGAGACGGACAACAACAAUUCCUAUUUCGCUGGUAAGACGGGACAACAAAACGCGACACGAAGGUCUGCCACACUGUUCCAGCAUUUUGAUACCGCGAUUAAUCCACUACUACUAUUAUUAUUAUUAUUAUUAUUAUUAUUAUUAUUAUUAUUAUCGCUAUUACUACCGCUAUUAUUAUUAUUAUUAUUAUUAUCGCUAUUAUUACCGCUACUAGUUUAUAACGGUUAGUUGAUUAUAACGAAAAAAUUGCUAAAGGGCAAUUGGAGGCGUAUUUUUUAGAGAGAAACGAGAAAGAGAGCGCGAGCUCGGUUCAAGUUCGCUCGAAUCAUCCAAGCCAUAAUGUUACACUCACUGUCGAUCGAUUGCAAUCUUGAAAGAAAAACGAAAAAAAAAAAGGAAAAAAAACAGUAAAAUGAAAAAUGAAAGAAGCGAAUCGACGAAGAAUCGGUAGCAAAAGAAUAGUAGUCAUGUUUCGAGAUUCUCCUUUUUUUUCUCUUUAGUUUUCCUUAUUAUGUUUUUUUAUACAAACAUACAUAUACAAAUACAUACUUGUAUGUAUACACGAACACACGCAUAUAUAUUUAUAUUAUAUAUAUAUAUAUAUAAAAGAAAGAGAGAGACAGAGAGAAAAAGAGUUAUACUCGUUAAAUAUUAUAUGUUAUUUGUAGACUUAUUAUUUAUACGUGAAGGAAGCCGGUACGUAAAAGUUGUACGUAGGGUGUUGAAGGAACGCGUUUUAAACAAUCAAAUUCUCAGUCUUUCUCGCUGUUUUACUCGUAAUUAACUCGUAAUUAACUCGUAAUUAAUUCGCAAAAUAGUUCGAAUUACGUAAAUGCGAAGAAAAAUUGAGUAGAAAAUUCAUCUUGAUUUCCAUGUCUUCCCUUUAAUUUUAACGAUUUUUCAUUUUAACGCGUAGCAUCGCGCACGACUGAGAAUUAUAUGCCACUGACAACUCGCGUCGUUUGUUAAGCUUUAUUUCUACUACUUUUUAGCGUGAAAAGAAAUCCUCGCUUUGUCCUUUUCUUCUAUAUUUUUUUUUUUUUUUUUCUUCUUUAAAGAAUAAUCACGCGCGUUAGUCGAUCGAGGAGUUGGACAAAAAAUACAUUAUCACGUGCGUUAUACGUUCCUUUUUGUCUCUUUUAUGUACAUCGUACAUAUUGUCCUCGUUCGAGUUGGAAGAGUACCGGGAGAAAACGAAACAGCAUUUCGAAGCGUAGCAUCUCGAUUUUCAUUCUUCUCUUUGGAAAACUAAAAAUAAUCAGCAGCGUUUUGUGUCGAUUCAACUUUCGUCAAUCGAGUCUCAGUGUCCUGAAUCGGGAGAUAGCACAAAAAAGCAUUCUCGUUUACGUAAAACUUUUUAAUUCAUCCUCAAACGAGAACACUGACAUUCGAUCGUUUUAUUCAUCCGAACGGUAAGCAUUCUCCUGCGUACUUUUCAACUGCACUUCGCGACGUUUUUAUUCACCGAUCGUCGUGUACGUACGAACCGAGAGACAGAUCGUAUCGUUGCAUCUGAUCUCUAUUCGAGUUCCUAUUUUGAGGUGCAGGAGAAGAAAGAAAGAAAGAAAGAAAGAAAGAAA